GGAGUUCACCAAGGAGCGGGAGAAGGCCAAGUCCAGGGGAACCUUCCAGAAGCUGCGGGAGAAGCAGCAGCUGGAGGAGGACCUCCGGGGCUACAUGAGCUGGAUCACGCAGGGCGAGGUCAUGGACGUGGACGACCUGAGAGAAGGGAAGCUGUCCUUGGAGGAAGGCGGCUCGGACACCGAGAGCCUGUAUGAGAUCGAGGGCUUGAACAAGAUCAUCCAGUUCGUAGACCCCCACCUGCUCACCCACCUGCAGGACGUCGCCAACCGGGUGCUGCUGUCCCUCUUCACCCUGGAGAUGCUGCUGAAGAUGUACGGGCUGGGCCUGCGGCAGUACUUCAUGUCCGUCUUCAACCGCUUCGACUGCUUCGUGGUGUGCAGCGGGCUCCUGGAGAUCCUGCUGGUGGAGUCGGGCGCCAUGACGCCCCUGGGCAUCUCCGUGCUGCGCUGCAUCCGCCUCCUGCGGCUCUUCAAGGUCACCAAGCUGCUGCUGCUCUUCCUCUUCAUCGUCAUCUUCGCGCUGCUGGGCAUGCAGCUCUUCGGGGGCCGCUACGACUUCGAGGACACGGAGGUGCGGCGCAGCAACUUCGACAGCUUCCCGCAGGCGCUCAUCAGCGUCUUCCAGCCGCGGCGCUCAGACAUCCUGCUCAACGUCUUCCUGGCCAUCGCCGUGGACAACCUGGCCGAGGCGGGCAGCCUGACCUCCGCCCAGAAGGCCAAGGCCGAGGAGCGGGAGGGCAGGANNNCCACCAGGGGUCUCCCGGGCCGGCCCGAGGAGGAGAAGGCGGCCGUGGCCAAGAAGCCGGACCAGAAGCCCAAGGGCGAGGGCAUCCCAACCACGGCCAAGCUGAAGGUCGAUGAGUUCGAGUCCAACGUCAACGAGGUGAAGGACCCAUACCCCUCGGCUGACUUCCCAGGGGACGAUGAGGAAGAUGAGCCCGAAAUCCCAGCAAGCCCCCGCCCGCGGCCCCUGGCCGAGCUGCAGCUGAAAGAGAAGGCGGUGCCCAUCCCAGAAGCCAGCUCCUUCUUCAUCUUCAGCCCCACCAACAAGUUCCGCGUCCUCUGCCAUCGCAUCGUCAACGCCACCUGGUUCACCAACUUCAUCCUGCUCUUCAUCAUGCUCAGCAGCGCCGCCCUGGCCGCCGAGGACCCCAUCCAGGCCGAGUCCAUGAGGAACCAGAUCCUCGGGUAUUUUGACAUCGCCUUCACCUCUGUCUUCACUGUGGAGAUUGUCCUCAAGAUGACCACCUACGGCGCCUUCCUGCACAAGGGCUCCUUCUGCCGCAACUACUUCAACAUCCUGGACCUGCUGGUGGUGGCUGUGUCCCUCAUCUCCAUGGGGCUCCCGUCCAGCUCCAUCUCGGUGGUGAAGAUCCUGAGGGUGCUGAGGGUGCUCCGGCCCCUGCGAGCCAUCAACCGAGCCAAAGGGCUGAAGCACGUGGUGCAGUGCGUGUUCGUGGCCAUCCGCACCAUCGGCAACAUCGUGCUGGUCACCACCCUCCUACAGUUCAUCUUCGCCUGCGUCGGCGUCCAGCUCUUCAAGGGGAAGUUCUUCAGCUGCACUGACUUGUCCAAGAUGACGGAGGAGGAAUGCAGGGGCUACUACUACAUCUACAAGGACGGGGACCCCACGCAGAUGGAGCUGCGCCCCCGCGAGUGGGUGCUUAGCGACUUCCACUUCGACAACGUGCUGUCGGCCAUGAUGUCCCUCUUCACGGUCUCCACCUUCGAGGGGUGGCCGCAGCUCCUGUACAAGGCCAUCGACGCGUACGAGGAGGACAAGGGCCCCGUCUACAACCACCGGGUGGAGAUGGCCAUCUUCUUCAUCGUCUACAUCAUCCUCAUCGCCUUCUUCAUGAUGAACAUCUUCGUGGGCUUUGUCAUCGUCACCUUCCAGGAGCAGGGCGAGACCGAGUACAAGAACUGCGAGCUGGACAAGAACCAGCGCCAGUGUGUGCAGUACGCCCUGAAGGCCCGCCCCCUGAAGUGCUACAUCCCCAAAAACCCGUACCAGUACCAGGUGUGGUACGUGGUCACCUCGUCCUACUUCGAGUACCUGAUGUUCGCCCUCAUCAUGCUCAACACCAUCUGCCUGGGCAUGCAGCACUACAACCAGUCGGAGGAGAUGAACCACAUCUCCGACAUCCUCAACGUGGCCUUCACCAUCAUCUUCACCCUGGAGAUGGUCCUCAAACUCCUGGCGUUCAAGGCCAAGGGCUACUUCGGGGACCCCUGGAAUGUGUUUGACUUCCUGAUCGUCAUCGGCAGCAUCAUCGAUGUGAUCCUCAGUGAGAUUGAUACCUUCCUGGCCUCCAGCGGGGGGCUGUACUGCCUGGGUGGCGGCUGCGGCACCGUGAGGGGAAACCGAGGCCCAGCUCACACGACCUCCCGACUCGGGGGCAGCCCCGGUCUGCUCACCUGCCCACCCCCUUCCAGGUGCGCGACGGGCGAGGCCUGGCCCGAGGUCCUGCUGGCCAGCAGCUACGGGAAGCUGUGUGACCCUGCGUCCGAGUACGCCCUGCCUUACGUGGCCCUGCUCAUCGUCAUGCUGUUCUUCAUCUACGCCGUCAUCGGCAUGCAGCGACUGGUGGGCAUGAACAUGCCCCUCAACAGCGAUGGCACCGUCACCUUCAACGCCACCCUCUUCGCCCUGGUGCGCACGGCCCUCAAGAUCAAGACGGAAGGUAACUUCGAGCAGGCCAACGAGGAGCUGCGGGCCAUCAUCAAGAAGAUCUGGAAGAGGACCAGCAUGAAGCUCCUGGACCAGGUCAUCCCUCCGAUCGGAGACGACGAGGUGACGGUGGGCAAGUUCUACGCCACCUUCCUCAUCCAGGAGCACUUCCGCAAGUUCAUGAAGCGCCAGGAGGAGUAUUACGGCUACCGGCCCAAGAAGGACGCCGUGCAGAUCCAGGCCGGACUGCGGACCAUAGAGGAGGAGGCCGCACCCGAGAUCCGCCGGACCAUCUCGGGCGACCUCACGGCUGAGGAGGAGCUGGAGAGGGCCAUGGUGGAGGCCGCCAUGGAGGAGGGGAUAUUCNAGAGGACCGGGGGCCUGUUCGGCCAAGUGGACAACUUCCUGGACCGGCCCAGCUCCCUGGCGCCCGUGCUGGCCAACCAGAGGCCCCUGCAGUUCUCCGACAUCGAGAUGGAGGAGCUGGAGUCGCCCGUCUUCCUGGAGGACUUCCCGCAGGACCCCAGCACCCACCCGCUGGCCCGCGCCAACACCAACAACGCUAACGCCAACGUUGCCACGGGCAACAGCCACCAUAGCAACCGCCAGGCGUUUUCCAGGGUCCGCUGUGAACGGGAGUGCCCUGGGGAGACCGAGAUGCCCGCUGCCAGAGGAGGGGUCCAAGGACCCCUCUGCCAGUCUCGCGUGGGGCAGCCAAGGCGGGAAGGACAGCUGCCCCCGAGAGCGGUGCCCCCAGCCCAGGCGCCUCCGGCCCCCGGCCAGCGUCCUCGUGGGGUCUGUUUUAUGCCUUUGGAACAGCGCCCCAGGCCGGAGUCCCCGAUGCCUGAGGACGAGGAAGCCGCCCCCAGCAGCCCGACCGAGCCUGUCCAGGGGUCUGGCUCCGCCACGGCCCUGCUGAUCCAGCAGGCUCUGCUUCGAGGCGGUCUGGACGCCUUGGCGAGCCUGCGGUCCUCAGUGGGCAGCCUCGACCAGCGUCAGGGCUCCCAGGAGGCCCUCAUUCCCCCCGGGCCCUGAAACCCUCCGCCUCGGCCUGGGCUGGGGCCUCCAGGAUGAGGGAGUGAGAGAGGGGUGCAGAAGGGACAUUGUCAGCCAUCGGGGCAGCCGCCCAUCUCACAGCGAUGGUUGGAGGAGGCCGCAGCCCCCUCUCCUCGCCAGCAGGGGGCGCAGUCCCAGGGCGAUCCCAGCAUCAUUGCCCCGGUCAUGUUUGGACAUUAAAGUCUCAGGCCUGAGACGGGGCACCUGGC
Messenger RNA from Myotis davidii, 3936 nucleotides. It is a transcript of the gene CACNA1S, whose product is annotated as calcium voltage-gated channel subunit alpha1 S. The record is from RefSeq and is a predicted model, not a curated record. Gene Ontology annotation, biological process: calcium ion import across plasma membrane. Lineage: Eukaryota; Metazoa; Chordata; Mammalia; Chiroptera; Vespertilionidae. Gene Ontology annotation, molecular function: high voltage-gated calcium channel activity. Gene Ontology annotation, cellular component: voltage-gated calcium channel complex; membrane.